CCUCUGGUGCCUCCUUUGUAUCUUCAAGCUCAUCAACCUUCAACUCAAGCAGCAUUAGAAUUGUCAUCCAUACAAAAUACAUACCAAAAGUAUAAAAGCACACUGACCAGAUUUUUAGGGACAAUGCAACGCCCAAUUGCUCAGCAUUAUACCCAAAUUUUGUUUGCAACCUCCCUUAGCCCCGCUUAGCUGCAUAUGCUGUAUUGUGAUUUUCUCUAAGGCCUCUUGAACUGCCCUUCAUAAAUACAUCCUACACCGGCAGGAGAAUGCAAGUUGAACUUGGGAUCCACAUCAUCAACUUUUCUUUAUAUUUCUGCCACUUUAAGAGACUUAAUGAAUUAUGCAAAGAAGAUAUUGAAUUAGGUUACGCUUAGGAACUGGUGUACAGCUCACUACCAGUUUUUUUGCUGACAUACUUCUCUAAGCGCCAUUUGGUGAAAAGAAACCUAUGCUACAACUUGCAGCUAAUGCAUGAAAACAUUCAGAUUAAAAAAAAAAGAAUUAACCAAGCAUAAAAAUAUCUUUGUAUCAUGGGAACUCCAAUAUAGAUGGAAAAAGACAAAACUUGUUCAUAGACUCCUAACUAAAGCAAGAUUUUUUUAUGUAAUAUGAUUCUUACUGGUUCAUAGUUACAGCUAUUUAUAAUAAUUGGUAAUAAAAAAUCUCGAACCUUUUGGGACGAAACCGAUUCCAAGACAUCAUCUUCGAAGAUGCUGAAAACAAUUAAAAGAGGAACCAUGAUUUGUAAACUAUAUAGCCCAAAGGUACAUCUUUGAAGAAUUGAUCUAGAACCAAAUUAUCGAAACAAAAACCCAGAAGGUUAUCUCUAAAUUCUAAAAUAAUCUAUACCUUUACAUUUCAAGAAAUUGCGUUUGGUAGAGGGCGGAUAUGGUGGGAUGAAGAAGUGUUGGAGGAGGAGCCUUCAUAUCACCACAGCAAGAACUUCAACAGCUCCAAAUGUUCUAGAACUACCAACAAACAGAGAUUGAGUUUGUGAACGAUUUCAAAACGCAUCAGCAUCUUGAUCCAAUCAAAAAUCGCAAAAUAUAGAAUAAAGGGAAAUUUUCCGGUGGCUUUAAAAGAUCCCAUGGCCAAAGCUUUUAUAUUCUUUUGUGGGGUUAUAGAUUUUAGUUGGAUGUAAAAUUAGAUGAAGAAACUUAUAUAGGAAGAGAAACAAAGAAGGUGAAACGAAAUCACGAAGAACUGAAUAGAAAACAUAAUUAAAUGUUUUAAGAGUGGAUUGAUAAUGGCGAAUUGCAUAACGUUGAAACGACGAAACGGUGAAAGCUAAGGCGAAGAGUCGGAAACGAUUUGCGAUGAGAGAUGGGCUUGAAAUGGUCCAAUUCAAAGCCCACAUGAAUGGCCCGAUUAUAAGAUGUAUCGAAUGAAGGAUGAAAUGACAUGGCAAUUUGAAACAUUCUGAUUGGAUUAUUGUUUCAGCUGACGUGGACAGCUUUAGAGGGUUUGAUAUCUUGCUCUUAGUAUUGUUAGAUUAUGAUUGGUUUUACUUUAGUAUUUAAUAAAAUACAUAAAAUAAAUUAAAAUAUAAAUAAUUUAGUUUGCAAACAAUCUUAAUUUAAUUUGAAUAAAGAAACCUAGUUUAAAUAAAAGAACAACCAUUACAAUGUGGCGUGAACCUUCUCAAAUAGUAUAUGUUCUUUCCAUUUCCUUUGUUACAACUUAUAUCCCUCAAAGAGUGCUAAGAAACCUUUUGGUUAUCAGUCUCUUUCUUUCGUGAUACUCAUUAUUGCUCGCCAAUUGUAUCUAUCUCGAAAAUGGUCAAUUAUAUACAUAGAUUUUCUGCUUUGACCAAAAAAUAAAAACACAUAGAUUUUCUGCUAUUAGUUAAGUUUAUUUAUUGUAAGUUUCUUGUAUAGAUUACUUAUAUGAUACGUAAAAAUAUCUUGUUUUCUGACUUUUUUGUAUUUUUGCAAAAACUCUUAAACAUAUCUUAUAUUCCCUCCUUUUUUAACAGAUAUCGUUCAAGAUUUAUACAUACACUAAAAAAAUAUUUGACUAUGUUUAUUUUCUAAAUAAAAACAUCAUUAAUUAUUUAUCUAAAUAUAAACUAACCUAUAGAAAAAUAGUUUGCAGAAUAUAAGUAGUUAUAUAAUAUAAAAACUGAUAAACUUCACAUUGAAAACUCAAAAGAUCAUGUAAUUUGAAACAAAAAUUUCUCUAAAAUAUCACGUCGGAGGGAGAUAUCAAUAACUCUUAUGAUGCACUAGUAAAACAUGUAUGAACACAUAUACUCACACACAUUGCAUUUUUUCCUAGUAAACCACAACUAAAUCAAUGUCUUAUAUAUCUUAAUAAAUCACUAAUAAAUCCCUAGUAAAGUAAAUUAUUCAAGAGUUUUGUCGAUUCCGAAAAAUAGGGACUACAUAUUAAUGUUUAACUACUUUUUUCUUCACAUUUUGUACUUUCUUCAACCAAAGAAUUUCAACAUUUUUAUAUACUUAAAGAUGACAAAUCUUGUGAAGAUUUUCUUAUGGAAAAAAUUAUCUUCCUCACCAAUGAAACUGCGCGUGAACUUACACGCUCACACAUAUUCUCUUUCAUAAUAAACACCUGCAAGUUACAGUUGCUUUGCCUUUAACUGCCAUUAUACUCUAAAUGCCUCCUAGAUCUUUUUAAUGUUUAUAUGACUUAACUCAUUUAAUCAUAUCUUCAUUAUUCUCUAGUUUUCAUAUACAUCCAAGAGUUAAGAGUAAGAGAGCCUUGGUUUUUGACAAAGCUUGGCCUAAGGUUUAUUGUGUGAAGAUAGAUCUUCAGAUUUUAUUAAUACACAAUCUCUGAAACGUUUUUAUCAUAAUCUCAGUCUCUUAAAAACAAAAUGUAUCACUUCUUCAGUUUCCACGCCCCAAUAAUCUAUAUAAGAACCCCUCCACAACUAUACCAAAGAGCAUAACAACAACAACACCAAAACUAAGAAGAGCUCUUGAGAGAAAUGGAUAACUCGAAUGUGCUCGUUAGGGGAAACCAUCAAGUGAAUGAAGAGAAGCCUCCUCCGCGAGUGUGUCCAAGGUGUAGCUCAGACAACACCAAGUUCUGUUUCUACGACAACUAUAGCGUGUCUCAACCUCGCUACAACUGCAGGAGCUGUCGCCGAUUCUGGACUCAUGAUGGAGUUUUAAGGAACAUACCAAUUGGUGGAAGGGCCCGCAAAGUCAAGCAUACAAGGAUAGAUCAGCCAUCUGUUUCUCAGGUGGUUUCUGUUGUCGAACAGGUUAAUAAUCAUCAACCUUUCUCACAUGCUCAAGAAACCAACGAGUUUCUUGGAACUUUUGGUGGUUCUUCUUCUUCUGUUGCUGCUGUUGGGAACCAUUUCAGUUAUUCGACUGAAACUCAUAGUGUGAUGGUGCCUCCAAUUCGAAGCAUUCCACCAAUGGCUCACUUUGAUGGAUCUUUUAACCAAGGUUAUCACGGUGCUGGAUUCAAUGAUUUGGUUGGUAAUCCUUUGAUGAACCAAUCGUUUGGUGGACAUGUUGGUAAUUAUAACAGUUACUUCGUGAAUCAAGAGGAUCCAAACAUGCGAAACCAGAGCUUCAACAGCAGCAUGAACAUGAAUCAUAGUGCCAGCACUAGUGGAAGCAGAGAAUAUCCAGGCAUUGACCACAUGAUCAACAACAACAACAACAACUAUGUGUUUCGAUCCUCCUAUCAUUUGGAGAAGCAUGGUCCUUGAAUCAUCACGUUUUACCCGUUUUCUUUUAAGCUAAUAAUGUUUCAGCUUUUCGUUUCUUUUGUUGGGUCUUCUUAUUUAUGUUCUAAGAGUUUGCAUCUUUGUAUCAGGGAUAAGUUACUUGUCCUGUCUUUAUAUAAUAUUACUAAUUUAUAAUCACCAGUUUGUUGUGUGUUU
Messenger RNA from Brassica napus (rape), 3862 nucleotides. RefSeq names its product dof zinc finger protein DOF4.4-like. Gene Ontology annotation, molecular function: DNA binding; DNA-binding transcription factor activity. The transcript has a single exon. Gene Ontology annotation, biological process: regulation of DNA-templated transcription. Lineage: Eukaryota; Viridiplantae; Streptophyta; Magnoliopsida; Brassicales; Brassicaceae. The coding region runs from base 2951 to 3688 and encodes 245 amino acids. The record is from RefSeq and is a predicted model, not a curated record.